Lingula anatina is the source of this 2527-nucleotide messenger RNA. Its product is annotated as scavenger receptor cysteine-rich domain-containing protein DMBT1-like. The record is from RefSeq and is a predicted model, not a curated record. Gene Ontology annotation, cellular component: membrane. NCBI's taxonomy places the organism in Eukaryota, Metazoa, Brachiopoda, Lingulata, Lingulida, Lingulidae.
AUGCCAGUGAUCCAAGCGGAGAAAACAACAGAAAUCCCCAAUUUGACCACAGAAGAGUAUGUCGGAGUGCGUUUAGUUGGUGGAAACAGUUAUCGUGAAGGACGAGUAAUGGUCUACUACGACGGACGCUGGGGAACAAUAUGUGACCACAAGUUUGAUGAUAAUGAUGCUCGAGUUGUAUGCCGCAUGCUUGGAUUCGGUGACCGAUACGCCAAGGCUUAUGGCGGCGCCUGUUUUGGUGAAGGCAGCGGCAAGAUCUGGCUGAAUCACCUGCACUGUCAAGGGACUGAAUCCUCCAUAGCGCAGUGCUAUAAGCGAUACGGCUGGGGUAAUACCCACUGCUCACAUAGCGAGGACGUCGGGGUAUCUUGUGGCUUUUCAUACAGACGUUCCUGCACCAACUACAAUUACACUUCGAUUAAUCAUUCGCCAAUCUUAUCUUUACUCUACCAUUGUCCACCCCCAGGUGGUCCUCCAACUGCACAAGUUGAGACGACAACAACAUACGAUCCUUGUUCUUCCCGACCAUGUUAUUAUGGAGGCACGUGUGUCCCACAAAGAUCGUAUUACUGGCCUUAUAACUAUGUGGACUACAAUUGCACCUGUCCCUGGGCUAGAUACGGGAAGAGAUGUGAAUAUUAUGUGGAUAUUCCAGUUCGUUUAGUUGGAGGCUACAGCAACAGAGAGGGACGUGUGGAGGUUUACUACAAUGGUCGCUGGGGGACUGUGUGUGACGACAACUUUGACUCUAAUGACGCUAGGGUCAUAUGUCGCAUGCUUGGAUUUGGCGAUCGGUAUGCACGCUCGUACGGUGGUGCUUGCUAUGGUGCUGGCAGUGGACCAAUAUGGCUAGAUCUUAAAUGCAGCGGCUCGGAGUAUUCCAUUGCCAAUUGCAACUACACUGGCUGGGGCAUAAACUAUUGUGGCCAUCAGGAAGAUGCUGCGGUGUCUUGUGGAUACUCCUACUCUCGAAGCUGCCCAGGUUCUUCUCAAUACGGUCGACAAACUACUGAAAAUCCUACCACUGAGACGACUUCUGCAUACGACCCCUGUUCCCGUAACCCCUGCCAAUAUGGCGGCACAUGUGUACGUACCAGCAGUUACUAUUGGCCGUACACUGGCUACAGAUGUAACUGUCCUUACUACCGUACUGGACAAAAGUGCGAGUACAGCGCUUACGGAUACCCAGAAACCACGGCGACAAACGAAAUCACAACUGCUACCCAGGAAACAACUACAUACGACCCCUGUUCCCGUAACCCCUGCCAAUAUGGCGGUACAUGUAUACGUACCAACAGUUACUAUUGGCCGUACACUGGCUACAGAUGUAACUGUCCUUACUACCGUACUGGGCAAAAGUGCGAGUACGGCGCCUACGGAUACCAAACAACAGAAAUCCCCAAUUUGACGACAGUAGAAUAUGUCAGAGUGCGUUUAGUUGGUGGAAACAGUUAUCGUGAAGGGCGAGUAAUGGUCUACUACGAUGGACGCUGGGGAACAAUAUGUGACCACGAUUUUGAUGAUAAUGAUGCUCGAGUUGUAUGCCGCAUGCUUGGACACGGUGACCGCUACGCUAAGGCUUAUGGCGGCGCCUGCUUUGGUGAAGGUAGCGGCAAGAUAUGGCUGAAUCAUCUGCACUGUCAAGGGACCGAAUCAUCCCUAGCUCAGUGCUAUAAGGGAUACGGCUGGGGUAACACCCACUGCUCACAUAGCGAGGACGUCGGAGUAUCUUGUGGCUUUUCGUACAGACGUUCCUGUACCAACUACAAUUACACUACGAGUUGGCCAACUACAGAAAGCACUACAAAAGCAACGGCGCCUCCACUGACAGACCCUUGCUCGAACAAUCCAUGUUACAAUGGAGGUACAUGUGUCCCUCAAAGAUCUUAUUACUGGCCUUAUAACUUUGUGGACUACAACUGUACAUGUCCAUGGGAUAGAUACGGGAAGAGAUGUGAAUAUUACGGGUGGCCAACUACCGAAAGCCCCACAACAGAAUCGGUAACACCAACCGUCCCAGUUCGUUUAGUUGGAGGCUACAGCAACAGAGAGGGACGUGUGGAGGUGUACUACAAUGGUCGCUGGGGCACUGUGUGUGACGACAACUUUGACGAUAAUGACGCUAGGGUCAUAUGUCGCAUGCUUGGAUUUGGCGAUCGUUAUGCAAAGGCAUACCAGUCUGCCUGCUAUGGCCUGGGCAAUGGGCAGAUUUGGCUGGAUGAUGUCCGUUGCAGUGGAGGAGAACAUUCGAUAUCAGCAUGUGGUCACUAUGGUUGGGGUAGGCACGACUGCAGUCAUUCUGAAGAUGCCGGGGUGUCUUGUGGGUACUCCUACACUCGAAGCUGCCCGGGAUCUUCUCAGUAUGGUACCACUGAGGCAUCCGAAACUACUUCUUCAAGCUAUGAUCCUUGCUCUUCCUACCCAUGUUAUUACGGAGGCACGUGUGUCCCAAAAAGAUGUUAUUACUGACCCUAUGACUAUGUGGACUACAAUUGCACAUGUCCGGGUCUAAUACCUUAAUUAUUGA